This is a messenger RNA of Laetiporus sulphureus 93-53, 639 nucleotides long. RefSeq lists its product as uncharacterized. Bases 1 to 639 code for a protein of 212 amino acids. The record is from RefSeq and is a predicted model, not a curated record. NCBI's taxonomy places the organism in Eukaryota, Fungi, Basidiomycota, Agaricomycetes, Polyporales, Laetiporaceae. The transcript has 4 exons.
AUGGCAAGACGAUCUGCUUCUGCAGCGCUGUUCCCUGUUGCCCGUUACACAAUCCCUUCCGCAACAUCAUGGGAGGCACGUAUCCUCAUCUUCAUACUCGCUCAGAAUACUCACAUUCGGAUCGGCUUCGUUGGACUCGUCAGUCGAUCCAGCAAGCUCUACCAUUCAGUCGAUCCUGGCUUGGUGCAAGUAAAGCCAUGCACGGAGGGCGUCCGCAUUAUCGAUGUGAAGAUUCAGAUCUUGCCCAUCGGCAGACAGAAAGCCAUCAUGCGCGACAAUGUCGACGUCGAGAUAUCACAGACUCAUACCGCGCCAUGCUCUCUCCGAGCGUGCACAGACUACCCUCCAGCACGUUGUAGGUGCACGGGGGUGCAGAGCAUCAUCACUGAGUGCGAGGCGAUCGCGUUUGCGAUUGCCGAGAUUGUGGGUGACGUCGCGUACAAGUGGAACAUCGCGAUUGAGGCUUUCUCGUCAAGGACAUUGUGUUCCGCGCCGAGGUCUGGCCACGCUCUCGUUCGCCGUGCUGCGGAAGCGUAUUGGCAGCGGACAUUCUCGCGAGCCUGCGGCGAUGCAGAUCUGGCAGCUCGAGGCGUUGCAGCAGAACUGGCAGAGGUUAUCACCUUUACUGUCGAGACUUGA